GGUCGAUCAUCACCCAAUUUAUAAAAUGAUAUAACCGAUUUCUUAAAUUCUAGUGUACUCCAAAUCACAUGAGUUUAAUCUGACGGCUAUAAACGUAAGCACACCAGUGUACAGUAAUUGAAAGGAAUAAACAUGUUCUCCUCCUAAGACAUUGCUUCUCAUUUUCAUUUUGAUGUCAAAAAAUAGCCGAAGGUAGUCCUCUUGACUCCGUCGAUUGAGAUCUGUGAUACCCAUCUGCUCAACCAGGAUGUGGAUGGGACUAUGGCAGGUGGGAAGGCUAGCGACAAGAACUAUAUCUCAGGUCGAAAGGAAGGGGAGAUAUCAGAGCAUUACACGAAGGUUUUACUCUGAUGAUAGCUUACUGAAGAAGACAGCUCUCUAUGAUCUUCAUGUUGAAAAUGGGGGCAAAAUGGUGCCCUUUGCAGGGUGGAGCAUGCCUCUCCAAUAUAAGGACUCAAUAAUGGACUCCACUGUUAACUGUAGAAGUCAUGGGAGCCUUUUUGAUGUGUCUCAUAUGUGUGGAUUGAGUUUGAAAGGGAAGGAUUCCAUUCCUUUCCUUGAGAAGCUGGUGGUUGCAGAUGUAGCUGGGCUGCCUCCUUCAACUGGAACUCUUACUGUUUUCACCAAUGAGAAAGGAGGAGCUAUAGAUGAUUCAAUCGUAACCAAAGUCAACGAUCAUCAUGUCUAUAUUGUGGUAAAUGCAGGAUGCAGAGAUAAGGAUCUAGCACAUAUUGAGUCUCACAUGAAGAUUUUCAAGGCACAUGGUGGUGAUGUUAAUUGGCACAUACAUGAUGAGAGAUCUCUUUUAGCUCUCCAGGGCCCUCUCUCUGCAUCAACGCUUCAAAAGCUGACCAAGGAAGAUUUGAGCAAAAUGUACUUCAGUGACUUCCGAAUGAUUGAUAUUAAUGGAACCCCAUGCUAUCUUACGAGGACAGGGUAUACAGGAGAAGAUGGGUUUGAAAUUUCAGUUCCUUCAGAGCAUGCAGUUGAUCUUGCAAAGGCCAUCUUGGAGAAAUCAGAAGACAAAGUCAAGUUGACAGGUUUAGGUGCUCGUGAUAGUUUGAGGCUUGAAGCUGGUCUUUGCCUGUAUGGAAAUGACAUGGAUCAGGACACAACGCCAGUAGAGGCUGGUAUUGCAUGGACAAUUGGUAAGAGAAGAAGAGCAGAAGGUGGAUUUCUUGGUGCUGAGGUUAUAUUAAAACAGCUAGCAGAAGGUCCUUCAAGGCGUAGGGUUGGCAUGUUUUCAGUUGGUCCACCUCCAAGAAGUCAUAGUGAGAUUACUGAUGCCUCAGGAAAAACUAUUGGAGAGGUCACAAGUGGGGGAUUCAGCCCUUGCUUGAAGAAAAACAUAUCAAUGGGGUAUGUAGCAUCAGGUAACCAUAAAAAUGGGACGGAGCUGAAAGUCGUGGUCCGUGGGAAAACAUACGAGGCAUCUGUGACUAAAAUGCCAUUUGUGCUUGCCAAGUAUUACAAACCUUCUUAAGACUAUGCAUUUUGACUGCAGCUACUGCAUUUUGACUGCAGCUACUACAUUUUGGCCAAAGGCAUCCAUGGGUUCUAUGUGUUUUUUGUUGGGAUUACAACUUUGAACCGUUGAUAAAUUGUCAUUUAGUUUUCAAAUGCUGGGCACUGCUUUUUCUCUGAAUUUGUGAACAACAAAGAAAUGGAACUCUCUCUUGUAGUGUGCUGAGGCAACAUUUCUUUGCAGCUUGUAGAUGAAUUUCACUAAUGUUAGUGUACCACAUAUUUAUACAUGCAGAGAUGUUUUUUUCAA
Molecule: messenger RNA, 1774 nt
Organism: Cryptomeria japonica (Japanese cedar)
Lineage: Eukaryota; Viridiplantae; Streptophyta; Pinopsida; Cupressales; Cupressaceae
Product: aminomethyltransferase, mitochondrial
Exons: 4
Coding region: 248-1483 (411 amino acids)
Biological process (GO): glycine decarboxylation via glycine cleavage system
Cellular component (GO): mitochondrion
Molecular function (GO): protein binding; aminomethyltransferase activity
Source: RefSeq, a predicted model, not a curated record